AAAAAACAAAACCAAACCACAACAGUGUGUGUCAGUAGUGAAGCGAAAACCUAAGUGUGGAUUUCUAAUUUGUUGGAGUGUUACAGUCAAGAUCUGCGCCUCUCUCUAAUCGGGACGUUUUAUCUCGUCUUUUCUGGCUUGGGAUUUAUUGAGUAGCUCGGAAGUACAACUUUCAUUCAUUCAUCAGAUUAAGAUGUCUGACUUUCAAAUGGAUCAAGUUGCCCCCUUGUCCAGUAGCUGCCGCGGAAGUCUGAAGCGUCAGGCUGCUUUUGAUAUUAUUGAAGACAAUGCAGUGUUCCUCCGGCAUUAUCUGUCUUCUGAUGAUGACCAGUCAGUCCAGGAAGUCCCAUCAGCUCUUGAUUAUGUGUCACAUGACCUCAACACCUAUGGAGUACCCCUUCUGACUCCAUGCAGUAAGGCUGUCGUGAGCCAGGCUUUGAAUGACAGUUUUAGUGGCUUUCUGAAAGAGCGAGGCCGUCUUGGAAUUCCCAGUGAUCCACACCAGUGGAGUGAACUGCAAGUUUUCCAGUGGCUCCGUUGGGCAUCCAAUGAGUUCAGUUUGGCAAAUGUGAACUUUCAGAAGUUCAACAUUACUGGGCAGAUGCUCUGUGACAUGGGCAAAGAGCGUUUUCUAGACUUGGCACCUGACUUUGUGGGGGACAUCCUCUGGGAGCACCUGGAACAGAUGAUGAAAGAUUGUCAAGAAAGUGAACAGUCCCAGUUCAGUAAUGUUACCCCUGAUGUAAUUUCCAGUUGGAUCAACAACAACUUAAUUGAUUUCAGUUUUGAUCAAACUCAGAUGAAGAACUUACUAGAUGAGCUGUUGGACAAUUCAGAAAAAACGUCAGUCAAAAGUCUUUCUGGCACUGAUCAGGACUACCAGAUGUUUUCAAAACCACAGCUACACACCAUCAGUAUGAACUAUUACACCAUGAACCAGGACCUAGCAUUUAACAGUCUGAAUCUUGAAAACCGCAGAGCAUAUAACACCAAAGAUCAGGAUUCUGUGGAAAGCGUUGACAGCUAUGACAGCAAGGACACUGCAAUGCAUUCAUGGAAUAGCCAGUCCUCGCUGUCUGAUGUGCAGAGAGUACCAUCCCAUGACAGCUUUGAUGAAGACUUUAAUGUCGGAACCUUAUGCCUUAACAAGGAAGGUCUGUCUUUCAAAGACUACGUACAGGAAAGGAACAAUCCUCUGGAACAGGGAAAACCCGUCAUACCUGCUGCUGUUCUGGCAGGAUUCACAGGAAGUGGCCCUAUUCAGCUCUGGCAAUUUCUGCUUGAGUUGCUCACUGAUAAAUCCUGUCAGUCGUUCAUCAGCUGGACUGGAGAUGGAUGGGAGUUUAAACUUACAGAUCCCGACGAGGUUGCUCGUCGAUGGGGUCGGAGAAAAAAUAAGCCCAAAAUGAAUUAUGAAAAAUUAAGCCGUGGUCUCCGUUACUACUACGAUAAGAAUAUCAUCCAUAAGACUUCUGGCAAGCGCUAUGUCUACCGAUUUGUCUGUGAUCUGCAAAAUUUGUUGGGUUAUUCUGCAGAGGAGCUACAUGCCAUGUUGGGUGUUCAACCAGAUACUGAAGACUGAACUUCAGCUCCAGAGAAGUGGAAUGCUUUGAAAAUGUGCAAAGUUGUUAACACCGCUCUGAAGCUUCUUGAGUGCUCUUUAUGUUGGUGAAGAGAUGUUCUCUUUGAUAGACCAUCGUAACGGCACAACAUAGUUGAGGGGAAAUGGAGGCUGUGCUUCACCACUGAGAGGAAUAACUUGCCUGUUUUUGUGUUUCUAAGAGCUGUCACAAUUUUCCGUUUCUGUUUAUACACGUACACUGUAUUCUGUGUAUUGAUUUAUGAUGAACCUUGCCUGAUGUGAGCUGAGGUUGCAAAAGAGCCGUUUUCUUUUUUGCUUUUUACUUGAAAUUCCAAGCUUUAAAGGCAUGGUAUUUGUUUUUGUUCUGGGUCAUAGAUUCUAGGUAAAGUGAUCCGUGAAAAGCUCUUUCAAAGCAGCAUUCAUUUAUUCAUUCAGCCUGGUUUAUAAGACAUGAAUGUUGUUGGUUAGGUUGCAAUUUGUUUUUAUUUAUUUAUAAGGUUGUAUUCAGUAAGGGAAGUUGCAUACAAUGAAACUGUAGUUAAAUUAGUCAGUGUGGUUUCAACGUGAAUUACACAGGCGCACACUAUGUCAUAGCCAAGGGAGGUUUAAAGAACCUGGGAAUUCACAAAAGAUACGUCAACAGUAAAGCAUAUGGAAUCAGUGGUGAUAUUUUUUCCCAGUGAAGCAAGACAUUUCUGACUAUUUUAAUAAUCUUCAUUUAAUAUUUGUAUUUAUGUACGUGUUUAUGUAUAUAAAAUAUAUAUAUAAUAUUUUAAGUGUUUCUUAAAAUUGAAAUAUUUUGUGAACACCAAAUAUGGUCGUAUGUUUGCAGUUGGUUGAGCAGUGCUUAAACCUUUUUUUUUCUCUUUUCCCAAAAGAGCGAUACCCAUGUAAAUAAAUGGUUUUUAUAUUUUGUUGUAUGUUGUAUUUUGCAUGUCCGUAUGAGAUUUGUUUUUUCAGAAACUGUAGACAAAUGAAUGCAGAAAUUUUGUAUAUUUUUGAGACAUUUAGGUGCAUUUAUCCUUCAGGAGGAAAUAGAAGGAUGUUUUGUAGCAGCUAUUCUAACUGCACUUAACCUAACAGGUUAUCAGAUUCAAUAAACCUUUAUUUUUUUGUAAUUCAA
Polypterus senegalus (gray bichir) is the source of this 2705-nucleotide messenger RNA. It is a transcript of the gene ets2, whose product is annotated as v-ets avian erythroblastosis virus E26 oncogene homolog 2. Bases 194 to 1582 code for a protein of 462 amino acids. Gene Ontology annotation, molecular function: DNA-binding transcription factor activity, RNA polymerase II-specific; sequence-specific DNA binding. Gene Ontology annotation, cellular component: nucleus. The transcript has 10 exons. The record is from RefSeq and is a predicted model, not a curated record. Gene Ontology annotation, biological process: regulation of transcription by RNA polymerase II; cell differentiation. NCBI's taxonomy places the organism in Eukaryota, Metazoa, Chordata, Cladistia, Polypteriformes, Polypteridae.